Messenger RNA from Danio rerio (zebrafish), 933 nucleotides. RefSeq names its product inhibitor of growth family, member 5a (gene ing5a). The record is from RefSeq and is marked provisional. Lineage: Eukaryota; Metazoa; Chordata; Actinopteri; Cypriniformes; Danionidae. Gene Ontology annotation, cellular component: nucleus.
AGCUCACGCGGACGAGAGGAGAAAAACACACUGGAAACGAGUGAAGAUUUUACACAUGGCGACGGCGAUUUACCUCGAACAUUAUCUAGACAGUAUUGAAAAUCUGCCCUGUGAGCUGCAGAGAAACUUCACCCUGAUGCGGGAGCUGGACAACAGAGCCGAAGAGAAGAAAUGUGAAAUCGAUAAACUGGCGGAGGAAUACAUCGCUAAUGUGCGCAACCUGGCCCCAGAUCAGAGAGUGGAGCAUCUGCAGAAGAUCCAGAACGGCUUCAGCAAAUGCAAAGAGUACAGCGACGAUAAAGUGCAGCUCGCCAUGCAGACCUACGAGAUGGUGGACAAGCACAUCAGAAGACUGGACGCUGAUCUGGCUCGCUUUGAGAACGAGCUGAAGGAGAAGCUGGACGUUAGCGGCUAUGAGAGUCCAGAUAACAGAACGCACAAGAAGGUCACUGGCAGAGGAAACCUGAAGGAGAAACGGCGCCCCAAAGGAAGAGGACGGAAAUCUUCAGACGACGAAUCGCCGCGGAAAAAGAAAAUGAAGAACAGUCCUGAGUUCCCAGAAUCCAUCUUACCGGUUCAUCCGUCAGACGUUUUAGACAUGCCCGUCGAUCCCAACGAACCUACCUACUGCCUGUGUCACCAAGUGUCAUACGGAGAAAUGAUCGGAUGUGACAACCCAGAUUGUCCCAUUGAGUGGUUUCACUUCGCCUGCGUCGAUCUGACAACAAAGCCCAAAGGGAAAUGGUUUUGUCCGCGAUGCACUCAGGACCGAAAGAAGAAAUGAGAUGCACCUUUGUAACGUUGAGAGAUUACAUUUCUAUAUCUAUAUAUGUAUAUGUAUUUUGUCUAAGUGGUAAAAUAGGAUUAUAUAUAUAUACAUAUAUAUAUUCCUUUAUAUGACCAUGAUGAAAUACGUGAGGUUCGCAAGGAAAA